AUGGGAGGAGGCUUAUUGCACCUUUUUGAUUUCAAUCAAGGCAGCAUGGCCAGAAAACUUUUUACUCACAAGAAGCAUGAUGGCGGCCUGGAAGCUCCACGAAAUAGCCUGGAGCUGCAAGUAGAACCUCAGAGCUAUUGUGAUGUGGGAGAUUUACCGAUUGAAGAAAAUUGGUCCAAAAAGAAUUAUCCUCUUGAAAGUUCAAUGAAGAAAUUGAUCAAUGAGGAAAUAUCAAAACAUUCAAGUACCAGACAAAAUGCACCAAACAUUGUGGCCCGACUCAUGGGGAUGGAUAUGUUUCCAUUGGAUACAAAAUCUGCAGUUCAGCCUAUUGAGGAAAAGAGUGAAAAUAGGAGAAUGAAAUCUUCAAAGAAGGAAACGAAUGGAAGGAGCUCAGCUGCCCAUGUCCCUUCUAACUUAAAUUCCUCCAGGCAGAUCGAUCUUGAUUCUUAUUAUCAUAAUAACGAUAGAUAUGCCACUAGGUGGGGUGAUGACCGGAAAAUUGAAAAUCCAAGGCGUAAAGAACAUCCUCAAGAGGAGGAACUAAAAAAGUUCAAGAAAGAAUUUGAAGCAUGGCAAGCUGCCAGGUUUAGGGAAUGUUCAAGGAUUGUCGAAGUUGACAGCACUGCAGGACGUUUGCUUGGUCAAGAGGACCUCAACAAGGAAAAGGUGGCACUUUCAGGGCGUACAGCAAUUGAGAAGACUGUAGAACCUAAGGAUUAUGCAGUAAAAACAAUCUCACAUGAAGGAGGUGUUUUGCAAUGUCGUGGAGAUAAGACAGAAUUAUUCCCAGCUGAGCAUGAGGGACCUUUUUCUUCAAGAAGCAGAAGAACCAUGAGCUUAGACUUUGAGCAAUCUUCCAUGAGUUCUAAAAAGAGAUUGGACGCAUCUUCUGUUCCUACAAGGAUAGUUAUCUUAAAACCUGGUCCUGAUAGACUUUGUAACCAGGAAGACACUUGGAUAGGUUCUUCAAACACUUUAGAGCAGAGGGGUGGCAUAGAAGAUUUUCUUGAGGAGGUGAAGGAAAGGCUAAAAUGUGAACUGCAAGGGAAAAUGCAUAAAAGGGGUUCUGUUGUCCGAGGAAGUGGAGUCGAGACUCCAUAUAGUGAACAGCCAUCAGCUCCUAAGAAAAUUGCUCAACACAUAGCAAACCAGGUUAGAGAAAGUGUAACUAGGGACCUUGGAAUGAAUUUGCUCAGGUCAGAAUCAACAAAAUCAUACAGAAGCGAAAUUCAGUUCAAUGGACCAGAUUCCCCAGAAUUCAUACAUAGAGAUACUAGAAGGAUCUUCUUAGAGAGACUAAGAAGUGCUUCGAAAAGAGAAACAGAUCUUGGUGUUCCUGUAUUAGUUUCUGGAAGCUCUAGUUUAUCUGCAUUUGACAAUGAUAGGGUCAGACUAAAACAAGUGGGAGAUACUCUGGAAGCUCAAAAAGACAUGAGUUGCUGGGAAAGGGGAAUAGUGAAAUAUGAACAUGAAAAAACAAGAUCAUUCAGACAUGGACCACAUGAUAAUGAGGUGCUUGAUAGAGAGUUGUCCCCUAGAAACCUCAUUAGGUCUUUAUCAGCCCCAGUACCCGGAACAUCUUUUGGGAAACUUCUUCUGGAGGACCGUCAUGUUUUAACUGGUGCUCACAUCCAGCGGAAGCAUGAAGGCAUUGACCACAUGUCCAUGGAGAUGAAACAUCAGAAGAAAGAAAGGUUUAAUUUUAAAGAAAAAGUUUCCAAUUUCAGAUACAGUUUUACUCUUAGGGGGAGACUGUUUGGCAAAAAAAUUCAAUCAAUUGCAGAAUCACAUCGUAACAAUUAUCCUAUGAAGGAUAUCAUGAGUGGGCCAACAGUGGUUAUGAACUCCGGAGAGAGACAUGAGAAUUUCACUGAGGUCCCUCCUAGUCCUGCAUCUGUUUGCAGCAGUGCUAGGGAAGAUUUUUGGAGGCCAACUGAUUAUCUUAGUCCAAUAUCAACUCCUGCAACUCCAAGAGAGGAUAAUAUUGUUCCUCGGGCUUUCAGAGACAUCAGCGAUAAUCUGAAUGAGCUGCGAAGGCAACUGAAUCAACUUGAGUCUGAUGAGCCUGAGGACAUAAAAGAUGAACAGAAAGUGGUCGAGACUGAAAUGGUUGGGUUAGAGGACCCAGCAGAGGCUUACAUACGAGAUUUGCUUGUUGCUUGUGGUUUGUAUGAUGGGUCAUUUGAGAAAUCAUUAGCGAGAUGGGACACAUUUUCAAAGCCCAUCAGCAACUCAGUGUUCGAAGAAGUGGAAGAAUCUCUCAAAAAAUUGGCCAAGAAAGAUGAUAGCUCAGCAAAUGAUCACAAUGAAAAGGUAGACCACAAGGUGUUACGUGAUUUGUUGAACGAAGCUCUUUCAACUGUUCUUGGACCACCUAUAAGCAUGUCUAAGUUUAGGAGAAAAAUUAUAGGUUCCUCUGUGCUGCCACCUUUACGUGGUAAGAAGUUGUUAAAUUGUGUGUGGCAAAUUAUCCGUGAGCGCCUACACCCUCCAACUGAUGGACCCUGUUACUCACUUGAUGACAUGGUCUCCCGGGAUCUUGGAUCGAGUCCUUGGUCGGGACUGAUGGAUGAUGACGUUAAUGCUCUGGGAGGAGAGAUGGAAAGCCUGAUCACGGAAGAUCUUGUUCAGGAAAUUUUGGAUGAUAUGCAGUUAUGA
Messenger RNA from Prunus armeniaca (apricot), 2661 nucleotides. NCBI's taxonomy places the organism in Eukaryota, Viridiplantae, Streptophyta, Magnoliopsida, Rosales, Rosaceae. The record is from the annotation of a GenBank genome assembly.